Cordyceps fumosorosea ARSEF 2679 is the source of this 4749-nucleotide messenger RNA. Its product is annotated as SEC7-like protein. The transcript has a single exon. Gene Ontology annotation, molecular function: guanyl-nucleotide exchange factor activity. The record is from RefSeq and is a predicted model, not a curated record. Lineage: Eukaryota; Fungi; Ascomycota; Sordariomycetes; Hypocreales; Cordycipitaceae. Gene Ontology annotation, biological process: regulation of ARF protein signal transduction. Bases 1 to 4749 code for a protein of 1582 amino acids.
AUGGCAUCAGACCACUACCGUUACCACCAGCACCGGCGGCGUCGCGGGGAUAGCAGCGGCUCCUCGUCAAUGAUUAUGCCGCAGACGCCUCAACAGCGCGAUUCUCACGACUUGUCCCUGUCGCCGCGCGAUGUGACCCGCGACUCUCUCGUCACGAAUAUGUUGUUGUCGUUGGAUCAAUUCUCCUUUGAUCAGCAGCAUCAGCAGCAGCUGCAACAACAGCAGAGCCCGUUUGAUCACCGCAGCCACUGGGACCCUUCGCCGAGCAAUCACAGCCCCGGACAACCCCAGCACCACCACCAGAACCACCGCUACCACCAAGCCUUUGAUGGGGCGCCGCCGCCCCGGGCACAUAGCAGCUCCUCUCCUUCUGUUGGCGCUCGACCGGCAGCGUCUUUUUCACGCCCCCCAGAGGCCAAUUCAUAUCAUCACCAUCGAGAUCGUGGUCAGUCGUACAGCAGCGUCUCUUCGAACUUAUCCACGCCCCCCAACGCCCGUGGGCACAACCCCGAUAAGGCUGCGGCCAGCAACCGCCGUGCCCCCAACACCUCGUCCUCCGCUUCCUCCUCGACGGUAACGGCAACCCAGAGAGAACAGGUCGGCGCUGCCAACGCAAGCCUUCAGGCUGCCCUCGCGAGCACCCCUAUCCGGUCGACCCAGAAGCAGAAAAAACAUAUCCCCCCCGUUACGCCCCCAGCUCGCGGCGCUAGUCUCUCCUCCCACGAUCUGAGCCUCGACCAACGCCCCUCGCGUGUCCGCCGAGUCCCCAAGCACCUGCACGACGGAUAUCACGAGUUCCUCACUGAGACAGUCCCGUCCUCAGCUACCGCGUCCUCGUCGUCCCGUCGCGACCCGACCCGACGCAGCAAGAGUGCCGGCGGCUCCAGCUCCCGCCAGCGCGCGGCCGCUGCAGCAGCGUCUGGUGCCACCGGUUCCCCGGCUCAGUCGCGUCCUCCGCUGCCUCUGGCUUCGUCCUCGAUCAUUGAAUACGACGUCGACUACCUCAGUCAAGACUACGGUGCGGCUCCCACGCCUACGGUUCCGGCCGGCCCUCGCCGCCGCACAUCCAAUCUUGGUCCUCGCGGCGCCUCUUUUGACCAUCUCCCACCCCCUGGUAUUGAGCGAAAGCGCAGCUCCCGCACCCUCUCUCUGAGGAGCAUAUCCAGCAAGAAAAAGCACGCCGCCACGUCUUGGGACCAACAGAAGCAGCAGCAGCAGCAGCAGUCGCAGCCCCCCAUGCCUGGCACCGAUGACUUCGAACCGGCUCCUGCGCCUAGCGUCGGCUAUCGUAAGACGAAGGACGACCAGCAUAGAGCCAAGUCAUCCCACGCUGCGUUCCCGCACCACCACCACCCGGACCUGCCGCAUCAGCAACCGCCGCAAAAGGAGCGGCCGGGCUUCUUUCGCCGUGUCUUCGGCGGCGGCAAUUCAUCCAGGAAUGUGCUGGCUGCAACCGAACAGCCUCCACAGCCCAACUCGCCGCGCCCGCCGUCGUCACUAUCACGACCGCAGAGCGGUAAGCUGAUCAAGGAGCAGUCCAAAUCGACUUCUGGACCGCCGUCCAGGGACACCUCUUCCUCGCACUCGCAGCAGCCACCGCCGGUACCGCCUCUGCAGAAAAAGACAUCGUCAUUCUUCCGCCGACGUAAGAAGUCGGUCGUGGAUGACGCACCACCUCUGCCUUCCCAAAUACCACCUGUGCCCAAUGUCCCGCUGACAACAUUAACCAAAAAGACGAGCUCGGGAACCGACGACGCCAGCCCUGUCAGCAGCCUGCGUCAAGCCUUGGACCCCUAUCUCCGUAGCAGUGCUGGAUCGGGCGUUGGUGCCGCGAAGCCGAGCGCGCUGGCCGACAUCACGAAUAUUGCCGCUGACGACGCCCGCGAAGACGAAACCGACGAGCCCAGAUCCGAGUUCAAGCGCGAGUUCUCGCCCGAUUACGAGCCGAGUCCGAACGCCAAGAUCCGCAGCGUUCCCAGCGACACCGAGAAUAAUCUUGAUUCCCCAUCUAGAAAGACGGGUGCUGGAACAAAGAAAUCAAAAUCCGCGGCCAACCAGACUUUUCUCGACUUGGAUAAUGGUAGCGAUGAUGACCACGCUGGUAAAGUCGGAAACAGACGCUCCAAGUCGGACCUUUCCGCCUCUACCCACUCUGAAUCGUCCCACGUUUCGCAACAGGACACGAGCAAGGAUGACACCAUCCGAGCCAGUAAGAUGGCGCCUCGCAUUACGGAGCAGCUGAGUCUAGGCACCAGCCGCAGCCGAUCAAACUUGAGACUGCCAAGCGAUGGUAACCGCUCCGUGAGCGCGGGCAGUAUGUCUACCGAUACGGACUAUAAAUCUGUCCUCAGCGCUCCCCCGAGCGUGCGCGUCGAAGACCUUGAUGAAACCGAUUCUUCCAAGGGAGCGAGCACCGCCAAAACCAUGCAAGCCAAGGGCCUUGACGAACCGCUGUUUGUCGUGGGCGAACCGACCGAAGAUGACAGGCUCAAGGCCAAGAAGAUUUACGACGGGCUGCAAGACUUUAUUCCAAAGGACAAGGCGGCGGCGUGGAUGGGCGAGGAAGGCCCUGUACGAAAGCGCACCCUGCAGGCAUACAUGGAACUCUACAGCUUUACCGAUCAAAGCAUCCUGUCCGCCCUGCGCAGCAUUUGCGGUCGGCUAAUUUUACGAGCCGAGACCCAACAAGUCGAUCGAAUACUGGUUGCAUUUUCUAAGAGGUGGUGCGAUUGCAACCCGAACCAUGGCUUCAAGGCGACCGACAUUAUCCACACCAUCUGCUACUCGAUUAUGCUUCUCAACACCGAUCUCCACAUGGCUGAUAUCGAGACCAAGAUGACUCGAAGCCAAUUCGUGAAGAACACGCUCUCUACGAUACGACAAUCGCUCCACGAGUCGAACCCCGACGCCUUCCAGCGCCCGAGCAUUCUUCCCGACAGAAGUCCGAUGACGGCUGCAGAUUCGACCUCUGGCGAGCAAGACCGGUCGACCUUCCGCCACUCGUUCCGCCCUCCUCCGAGACCAGACGCGCAGGGCGGGGACCCCAGUGAAGACAGUGGGCCGCUGGUCCGGAAUGGACUCACCGGUACACUGCGUGCCUGGGAGGAGCAAAUCGAACUGGUUCUUAAGAGUAUCUAUGCAUCUAUCCGCGACGACAGGCUCCCUCUGUUUGGAGCUGAAGACCGCCCUGUUGGCCCGGCGCAGUCGCAGAGCAAUCUCUCCGUUAUGGGCCUGCUGAAGCGCACGCCCAGUGUACUGAGCAAGGCGCCUUCAGAAGGUCAAAUGUCCUCGCGUGGACGUAUCGCAGACGGCGUCCGCACUGGUGCUUCGAGGUGGACUUCGAAGAGCCGCUCCCGCCCUGGCCUGGGACGAAAUGGCAUGGCAUCGAGUAGGACUAGCUUCGACGACGAUAACUCCUUGUGGAGCCCUGCCAUGUCUUCGGCUACCUGGAGCCGCUACUCUCUUGGGCGCACCCAAGCGUCCAUGUCUCAGGAUUCCUUUGCGUCGUCAAUGCCCAGGGGCGACUUCCAGCGGUCGAUUGGUUUUGCUAACGCGCUGAGCCAGUCCAUCAUCCGUGAUGAGGACCUGAACGGCGACGAAACAGCCCCGUCCAUCAUCAGCAGCGACUACACUACUGCGCAGAUGCUCGAAGACGAGUCGCUCGAGUUGGCCGGCCCGCCAUGGAUCAAGGAGGGUAUGGUCGUGCACAAACACCACUUAGAUGGUGUAGGCAAGCGGGCAAAGGACCGCAACUGGUCAGAGGUCUUUGCCGUCGUGCAAAAGGGCCAGCUUAGCAUGUUCUCCUUCAACUUGAGCAAGUCGGCCCGGCACAAGGCCCGUCCGCGUACGGCGAUGGCACCGGUCGGCGGCGGAAACUGGCAGGACAACGCCGUCAACGUUGGUACAUUCAAUCUCCGCCUUACGCUGGCCUCGGCGUUGCCGACGCCGGGCUACUCACGCACACGCCCCUACGUGUGGGCGCUCAGCCUACCAACCGGCGCCGUGCACCUGUUCCAAGUCGGCACGCCGGAGAUCAUCCGCGAGUUCGUCAACACGACAAACUACUGGAGCGCAAGGCUCAGCUCGCACCCACUCGUUGGAGGCAUCAGCAACAUUGAGUACGGCUGGAGCGAGGCUAUUGUCAACAACGCGCUGGUGGCCGCCAUCAACGAGUCGAGCAGCCCGCCGCCCUCGGCGACGCAGAAAACAGCGGGCAGCACCCUUGGCCACGCGCGCAAGAGCAGUACGCAGAGCGCGAGCGCCAAAUCGUUGAGUUUUGACCACAGUAUCGGCGGCGGCAGCAACAGCGGCUUCACCAACAACAGCGGCCGGGGCAAGCUCCCCGGGGAUCGAGUGCACAUUGCGCCCUGGUCGCCGCCGACGCAGAGCGCGCGGCCGAGCAACCUGUCUGAGGAUGAGCAGCGCGAGGCGCUGGCAGCGUACGUGCGCAGCAUCGAGAGCGACCUGCAGGCGCACAACCAGCUGCGCAGCCCGAUGCUGCUCGCGUACACGCCGCGCGGGACCAACGCUGCCAAGGCCAUGACCAACUGGGAGAGCAAGAGCUCGUACCUGCUCCGCGAGAUUGUCAAGUUCCGCACGUACGUCGACUGCCUGAACCAGGCCGAGACGCGCAGGCGGGAAGUCUAUAAGGAGCGCGCGCUGGCGCAGCGCGCGGCCCGCGGCGACCUGAGCGAGCCGGACGACGACGACGACGAUGACGCGGGUGCUAACGAAACUCUACGACCAUAA